ACCUGCUUAUUUGGGCGGUAUUCUUCUUUGUCUUUUUUGUCAGCUUUUGUGUUAUGUACCAAGCCAACCUGUACCCAAACUCUCCAAGCUCCAAGCCUUUCUUCUGGGACAAGUUCUGGCACACAGCAUUUUGGCAGAUCUUUGGGGAGCUCUUUCUGGACGAAAUUGGACGAGGGCCGCCGACUGUAAAUUGCACAACAGAUGAGAGCGUUUGGAGACCGCAAGGCGGUACAGAUCGUUGUCCAACAGACACCCACAUGGUUGGGUUCCUUGGAGGCAUUUACAUGAUUUUGACUAACAUACUUCUCAACAAUUUGCUGAUUGCAAUGUUAAGCCACACAUUCGCAAAUGUUCAGGAGAAGUCGGGCCAUAUCUGGAAGUUCUACUGUUACGGAAUUGUACGUGAAUAUUACUCUAGACCCGUGCUUUUCCCUCCAUUGAUAAUUCUGGUUCACAUUUGUCGUACAAUACGAUAUGUGGUUUCUCGUUGUGGAGAUACGUACGAUGUGUACGACAGCGAAUUUCGACUAAAGGACAUAGAAGGGUUUUACAGUAAACAUUUACUGAAAUUUGCUGAUGCUGCAGCUAAACGGUGUCUUAAACAGAACAAGAAUGCAAAGACAUAAGAAUUUUAAAUCACGCGGAAGAAAUUAUAUACACGAACUUGAAGCAAUUAUAUACACGACCGUAAAAUAAUGAUAUAAACGAUCGUGAAGCAAUGCCAUACAAUUCUUACAACAAUGAUGCUCCAUCUGCAACAGCAGGAGAGAAACUUCAUCGUAGCACAUAGUAUAUUAUUUAUAAGACAUAAUCAAUUUGCAAUAUAGUGCGACAAAGCACACUCGCACAACGCAAUUAUAUGUGUGUUAUUUUAUAAUAAUUAUUACCUAUUCAUCACUUUAUUAGGCCACAAUUUGUGUUGUGUAUAUAUACAAAAAUCGUGAUUAGUGUUAGAGCAUAUUGGUUCUCUUUGUUACUUAAGAAAUGAAUCGCAACGCGUUGGAAUCACAUUUGAUAAUGCGAUAAAUUGUGUACAUUGUGUGUUAUGUAUAUGCAAUUGGUCUUUAUCAUAAAUAAUGUUCCAGUAAACGUUCAAAUAUAAUUGCUAUCUUAGUAUUGUAAGUGUAGUUUUUAGUUAUUAUUCGUUUAUUAAAAUAUUCUAUAGAUACUAGUAUUAA
Dreissena polymorpha is the source of this 1178-nucleotide messenger RNA. RefSeq names its product transient receptor potential cation channel subfamily M member-like 2. Lineage: Eukaryota; Metazoa; Mollusca; Bivalvia; Myida; Dreissenidae. Gene Ontology annotation, biological process: calcium ion transmembrane transport. The coding region runs from base 54 to 626 and encodes 190 amino acids. The record is from RefSeq and is a predicted model, not a curated record. Gene Ontology annotation, molecular function: ligand-gated calcium channel activity. The transcript is spliced from 4 exons.